CUCUCUCUCUCGGACCCAAACUUGUUUCAGGAAAAGCGCCUGAACAUAUUUUUCUCUCGCUGGCUGGGAGAAACAGGACAGCCGCGUCCGUGCCAAGGAGAAGGCGUAGACUUCCUCCAAACAUUUCCUCCGCCAUCUCCGCUUUCGAGACUCAAAAGUUUUGUGGAAUCUCUGUAACGACAGGGAGUUUUUCCACCUUUUUCCCCCUUCCUCCACCAGCACCACCUGGGCGCCUCUUUCUUGUUUGCUCUUCAGUGGAUUCCUCGUUCUCCUCAGACAUCUGAACUUUCGCAGACAUGGACUGGGGAGCAGAUCUUUGGGACCAGUACGAUGUCAUUGACAAGCACACACAGUCAGGCCUGGACCUGGUGGAGCGUUACAUAAAAUUUGUGAAGGAAAGGACAGAGAUAGAGCAGAACUACGCCAAGCAACUCAGGAGCCUAACAAAGAAAUACGCCAAACGAGGGAGCAAGGAAGAGCAAGACUGCAAAUUCAGCAAUCAUGGAGCGUUCCAGGAGAUCCUGAACGAGCUGAAUGAUUACGCAGGCCAACGGGAGCUCAUCGCUGAAAACAUGAUGACCGGCAUCUGUGUCGAACUCACCAAGUACCUUCAGGAGCUCAAACAAGAACGGAAAACACACCUGUCUGAUGCCAAGAAGGCCCAGCAGAAUUUAGAGAGCAGCUUUAAACACCUAGAAAGUACUAAGAAACGCUUUGCCAAAGAAUGGGCGGAGGCUGAUAAAGCCACACAGCAAGCAGAGAAAACAGAGAGCGACCUCAAUGCCACCAGGCUCGAUGUCGAGAAAGCCAAGCAGCAUGCCCAUGCCCGCACACACACGGCGGAGGAGUGCAGGAACGACUAUGCCGCAGAGCUCCAGAAAUACAACAAGGAACAAAACCUAUUCUACUACUCAGAGAUACCACAGAUCUUCAAAAAACUGCAGGACAUGGAUGAACAGAGGAUCCGGCGGCUGGCGGAGGGCUACUGCCAGUUUUCAGACAUCGAAAAGAAGGUGCUGCCCAUCAUCUCCAAGUGUCUAGAGGGAAUCUCUUCAGCAGGAACGAAAAUUGAUGAGAAACAGGACUCGAUACUGUUCAUAGAGCAGCACAAGUCUGGUUUUGAGCGACCUGGAGAUGUGGAGUUUGAAGACUAUAGCCAGGGGAUCAAACCGGCAACCUCUGACUCCAGCCUCAACCCACCCAAAGUGCGCGCCAAGCUCUGGCCUUUCAGCAAGAAGCACCACAAGAUAUCUCAUGCUGAAAAGCACAUGCCACCGGCUGCGGAAGAUUUCUCUCACCUUCCUCCCGAGCAGAGGAAGAAGAGGCUGCAAGCGAAGAUUGAUGACAUCACCAAAGAGCUGCAGAAGACACAGGACCAAAGUGACGCACUGGAGAAGAUGAAGGGUGUGUACGAGCAGAAUCCGCAGAUGGGAGACCCCUCCAGUCUGGAGCCUCAGAUCACAGAGACUGCCCAGAACAUAGGGCGCCUGAGGGGGGAGCUCGCCAAAUAUGAGUCGUGGCUGUCGGAGGCCGUGGGAGGAGAAGAAUCUACCAACACCAUCAACAAUAAUACUCAACAUGGUGUUGUAGCAGCUGACCAGCCCCAAAACAUCUACACAGAGUUUGACGAUGAGUUUGACGACAUAGAAACGCCUAUUGGCCAGUGCACGGCUCUGUACACCUUUGAAGGCAACAGUGAGGGCACCAUUUCCAUUACAGAGGGAGAGCUGUUGAGUAUAAUGGAGGAGGAUAAAGGAGACGGAUGGAUGAGAGUCCUUAGAGCCAGUGGAGAGGAGGGCUAUAUACCUUCAUCCUAUGUCAAACUCACCCCGUAACACACACACACACACACACACAUACUCAGAGCUUGUGAUGGAAGUUAAGAGCCAAAGGUGAAUACAAAGUCAUCCAUGAUAAUUGGAGCUGUUCUCUACAUCUUUUAUCUCAGCCAGUGACGUGCAUGGUGAGAUGAAAGUGAGUGAUUAUAAAGCUUGUUAUCAAGGCUGAUUGCCGUAUCAUACACUCCCUGUCUCUGCUCGCUGGCGCAGGCGAGGCUGUCUUUAAACGCAGACUGCCAGUCUUUGUAGAUUUCAGCUCUUUAAAAGAAAAAAAACAAAAAACUUUUGAAUGUAUACCUGAACUUUUUGUCACAGUGUUAAGUGACGACUCAUGUUAACAUAUUGGGCAUCAUAGUAGCCUAACGCUACAUUUCUUUGUGUCAAUAUAUCCACUCACUUGACUUUCUGGCUGCCAUUUCUAGUAACCUGCUGAACUUUUCAUUUUAGUAACUCCAGCCUUCUGCUAAAACCUCUUUCCUGACAGGAUAAUGUGAGUUUUUGUUGUUGUUGCUGUUUUUAUCAUGGUGAUGUGAUGUUUUAUGACUUAUAACUGGAUGAAAACCACUGCUCUAUAGAGAGUGCACAAAAUAUAAUAUUUCGUCAAUGGACUGUCACAGUAAAGGAGAGGUUCACAUUUUCUUUGAUGUCUGUCUUAAAAUAAUACUAAAAUAAUACAGAUUGUGCUUCACCCUGUUUAUACUGGUCCUGAAGAUCCCUUCCUAAUGCAUUUCCAGUGUAAGUGAUGGAGGACAAAAUCAACAAUCAAUCGCUCUGUGAAAAAACACAUUUCACAGUUUUUCUGAGGGUAAUGUCAGGUAAUGUGGGAAUCUUCCAAAGGUUCAGAGCUUUUAAUGCAUCAUUGGUUCUUUGUGUUACUAUCCCUCCACUGUAGCUCAGCAGGAAAACACCGUGGAAACACAAAGAGGACUUUCACACUACAGAUGAGCACCUGACAAGAGAAAGUCAGACUUCUGAACCCCCAUAAUUAUCUUAAAUAAACUAGAAUACAUUUUUACACAGAAUGAGGAUGGUAGAUCUUUUUCCUGCCAUCUCUUACAUGUGAAGUGCUUCAGGAAGGGAUUUCCUAAUAGUGAUGGUAUGAAUAGGAAGAAUCAUCACAGAAAAUGGAUACACAUUGGCAUGUGACUAUUGUUUUAAGACAGACUUGAAAAAACUGUGAAUGUGUCCUGUAACUCCAUAUGAUACAUUCCAGCUUCUCUACUACAGCAAAGAUUUGCAAGAAAACUUUCUUUGCAAUGUUUUUGUGAAAGCACAAAGGUGUGAAAGCACAAAGGUGAAAAUGACCAAAGUUCAGUUUAAAAAAUAUAGAAUUUAGCAUUUUAAAAUUCCUGUGAGCUGACUGCACUUGAGGUUGUGACCGCUGUGCAGCUUCAUAUAGCACUGACAUUGUGAAAUCUGACUAGAAGUGCAACUUAAAAGUAGAUAGUAGGCAAUUAUUUAGUCUAAUUUUCACUUCCCAGUGUUGCACAAAAGUGGCUGGACUCUCUGUCCAGCAGUCUCAGCUGUGGUGAACAAGUGGUGCUGUGACUAUUUUAGUUUCUCAUGUUCUGGUUUUACAUUACAUUUAUUAGCCUCCAGAUCUCUGAAUCUCACUGAGACAAUGGCCAUUUAAAAUAAAAAUAAAAAAACUCGUCAGAUUCAGAUUACCUUUUCAACCAAACCACCAGGAUAGAUUUCAGAGGGAUGAAAUGGGAGUUCUGAGAUUUAGCUUCUCACUGGAUCUCUGCCAUGAGUGAUUAAAAGUUUGUUUAAGCACUUUUUUUUAAAAAAAAAUCCCCUUGAGAUAUGUUUUAACACAUCUUUCACUAAGUCUUAACUUGUGUCUGACAUAGUUUUUCCACAUAAACCUCAAUUAACUUGUUAAAAUGAUUUUAUUAUUACAUCUACUCACUAACCCUCAUUGAAAAAUUUACAAUCUAUGAAUUUACAAAUAUUACUCAUUCCAAAAGUUUUAACUGCUGGACACAAGAUGUCUCCUACUUCCUACUUAAGUAAGCUUUCAGUGUAUGUACACAAGAGGUUUGAAGUGUCAUAUUCAGCACCUACAUCAUUCUACACAGUGAACGUCAAACAUCCAAGAGAGGUAACAAGAGGAGGCAAUACGACUAUUGAGUGGAGACAUAAGGUUAACCCAUCUUUUCUGUCCUGCACUAGUAAAUGUUUUCUCAACAUUUAAGGGUAUUAUUGUACGAUCCAUUUUUUAAAAGAAAAUGUAUGUAUUUACAUGUAUCUUUUGAGUCAUAAAUUGAAAGAAAAAGA
Messenger RNA from Lates calcarifer (barramundi perch), 4118 nucleotides. RefSeq names its product cdc42-interacting protein 4 homolog. Bases 297 to 1835 code for a protein of 512 amino acids. The transcript is spliced from 15 exons. The record is from RefSeq and is a predicted model, not a curated record. Gene Ontology annotation, molecular function: protein binding. NCBI's taxonomy places the organism in Eukaryota, Metazoa, Chordata, Actinopteri, Centropomidae. Gene Ontology annotation, biological process: signal transduction.